ACUCCAGUGUGUGAUAUUUCCAGGUGUGCGCCCACAUCAUGGCUCUGAAGCGUCUUGCCCUCUCUGCAGGAUUACUGCUUUUCCUUGCGGUCAACCGGUCGUUCUCAGUCAUCCCAGUGGAGGAGGAAAGCCCCCAUUUCUGGAAUACCAAAGGGAAGGAAGCCCUGAGCCGAGCCCUGAACCUGCAACCCAACCUGCACCGAGCCAAGAACCUCGUCCUCUUCCUGGGAGACGGAAUGGGCGUCUCCACGGUGACAGCAGCCCGGAUCCUGAAAGGCCAGAUGGCGGGAAAUCCAGGCGAGGAGACCGUCUUGACUAUGGAGGCAUUCCCCUACCUCGCCCUGUCUAAGACCUACAACGUUGACCAGCAGAUGCCAGACAGCGCGGGCACGGCCACCGCCUACUCGUGCGGCGUCAAGGCGAACUACGGCACCCUGGGCCUCAGCGCGGCCGCCCGGCGCUACCAGUGCAAAACCGCGCACGGCAACGAGGUCACGUCCGUGCUGCAUCGAGCCAAAAUGGCGGGGAAGUCCGUGGGCAUCAUCUCCACGGCGAGGGUCCAGCACGCCUCGCCCGCGGCCUCCUACGCCCACUCGGCCAACCGGGCGUGGUACAGCGACUCCGACCUGCCCCCCGACGCAGUGCGGGACGGCUGCCGCGACAUCGCCUACCAGCUCGUAUACAACACCGAGAUCGACGUGAUACUGGGAGGGGGUCGGACAUAUAUGCUGCCCAAUGACACGGCAGACCCUGAGUACCCUUCCUCCAGAGGAGACCGAUGGGAUAAGACCAACCUCAUUACAGAAUGGCUGAAAAACAAGAAGAAAGCGAAAUAUGUCUGGAACAAAGCUCAGCUUGAUGACGUGGACGAGGACGACACAGACUACUUGAUGGGGCUGUUUGAGCCAAAGGACCUCAGAUACGAACUGGACCGGAACCCGCUGACUGACCCCUCCCUGACGGAGAUGGUGGAGAAAGCCAUCAAGAUCCUGCGCAAGAAUUCCAAAGGAUACUACCUGUUUGUGGAAGGGGGGAGAAUAGACCACGGGCACCACGAUGGCAUAGCCGGUCACGCGCUGACGGAAGCCGUGGAGUUCGACAAGGCCCUACAACGAGCCACGGAGCUGACGAGCGAACUGGAUACUCUUAUGGUGGUGACGGCCGACCAUUCCCACGUCUUCACCUUCGGAGGCUACUCCGCCAGAGGGAACCCCGUUUUAGGACUGUCACGAGAGAUAGCCGAGGAUAACAAAACCUUCACUACUGCUCUGUACGGAAACGGACCAGGAUACCAGAUACUUAACGGGACUCGUCCUGACCCAAACAAUAUCACGACAGAGUUCCGUGUGUUCAUGCAGCAGGCGGCCGUGCCCCUGGAUUCCGAGACGCACGGCUCGGAGGACGUGGCGAUCUACGCCAGGGGCCCCAUGGCGCACCUGUUCCACGGCGUUCAGGAGCAGAGCUACGUCGCCCACGUCCUGGCCUACGCCGCCUGCCUGGAGCCGUACGCGGACUGCGUGCUGCCAGACGGGGCGGCGGCGCUGCAGUCCGGCCUGCUCCUGCUGCUGCUCCCGGUGUCCCUGGCCUCGCUGCUCUCCGUCUGACCCCGCCCCCUCUCCUCUGCGUCCCGCUGCCGUUAAACCGGGCGAGAGGCUCGCCUUUUACACCACGGACUGCACUGCUGGUCCCGUCGUCUCCUGUUAACGUGCAGCACACACACACAGUUAGGUUAUUCUAUGGUAACCAGCCCUGUUCCUGGAGAUCUACCGCCUUGUAGGUUCUCACUCCAACCCUACCAAAGCACAAUCUUUCAACAGCUGCAAAUUAGUAGAGUCAGGUAUGCUGGAUUAGGGCUGUAAUGAAAACCUACAGGAUGGUAGGCAUCCAGGAACAGGGUUGGCAACCACUGUUUUAAGUUAUUACAUCUCAUAGUUAUUAUUACUCUGUCAGAUGACAGCAGCGACGGUUGGUGAGCUGAAAAUUGGUGGGGCAGAAAACUUUCUGCUGAGUUGAACUAAGCUUCAGGGUAGAGAUAUUGAGAAUAAUUUAUUUGUAACAACAAAUUAUUCUUUAUUAAAACCUAAUGAAAUUCUUCUGUGAAGAAAGCACAUGCGGGUGUGUUUUUAAACUUAUUUGCACAACUGAACCCUGACAAAGUCAAACAUUAAUCCCCUUUUUGCUGAAUAUUUUGAAACUUGGCUUUUGAAGUUCAUGUCAUUUGACCUGAAUCAUCAAUAAAGAACAUGUGUAUAAUG
Messenger RNA from Anguilla rostrata (American eel), 2255 nucleotides. Its product is annotated as intestinal-type alkaline phosphatase-like. The transcript is spliced from 11 exons. Gene Ontology annotation, molecular function: alkaline phosphatase activity. Bases 39 to 1604 code for a protein of 521 amino acids. Gene Ontology annotation, cellular component: plasma membrane. The record is from RefSeq and is a predicted model, not a curated record. NCBI's taxonomy places the organism in Eukaryota, Metazoa, Chordata, Actinopteri, Anguilliformes, Anguillidae. Gene Ontology annotation, biological process: dephosphorylation.